AUGGGAAACCAGAUGAUUGAUUCAGAGAAAUCCAGUGUUAGAAUUCAGAAAGUUAAUCAAGGAUGUGUUUGGAGCUGGUUUCAUAUUCUUGAUUAUCAUCAUUGGGGUGUCAAAAGGGCUUUUCGUCAUAGAAAGAAAAGACAGGCUAAAAAUAAGAGAAAGACCACUUUGCAAGACCAACAAAAUGCAGUUACAGAAGCAGAAUCUUCCUUGGUCAAUCAACAUAGAGAAACAUCAAAUGCCAGUAGCGAGAAUGCACUUCCUCGGAAGAAAGAUGGAAAAUCAGCAGAAAGUUCCCUUAGCAGAAACAUUUCUAUUAAGUUUAAGAACAAUGAUGAUGUUUUGGAGAUAGUUAGUAUGGAGAAGAAUUUAUUACUCAAGUUUCUAAAAGAUAUCGACUUCAGCGGUAAAAAAAAUCAUAAAGCUUCUUAUAACAAAGCAAGAUUGACAAAAUCAGGAACCUUUCCUUUACCCGCGUCUGCUAAGACGAAAAACAUUAGUUCUAGUACCUUCCGAUCCAAGCAAGCCAAAAUUUGGAACUUCCCCAAAGGAGAAAACUUCCUUGUAGGAACUCAGGCACCAAAAAAGUUUGGAUCCAAUUCAGUGAACGAUGUUUCUUAUGAAUCGCAGAAGCCUUCCGCGAGUGAUCUUGGAACCGAUAGUGCAGUGGAAAAAAGUCCAAGCGUUUCUUCGAGGCGUUCUGAAGGAUUAAGCCACAGAGGGUGGAAUCAAGUGGUUCUUCAUCAGUUCAAAGUUAUAAAACAGAAGAUCAAACAAGCAGUUGUUGAACUAAAAAAAAGUAGUCACCAAACAUCGGUUUACGCUAUCCACAACAACGAGAAAGAGAUCUCAGAAAGCGUAGAUGUUGGCGCGAUUCAAGAAUACAAAACAAGUAGAAGCUUGAAUGAGACCAAGGCUUUUGAUUCUGAUUUUGAUUCCAACAAACGUGAAGUUCGCCUUCUUAGCGAGUCGAUGGAUAGAUAUACUCAGUUGUUUGAGAAAAGCUUAAGCAGAGAAAUCAAGUGGAAAAGCUCAAAGUCUAAAAGCUUAAAAUUGACAAAUGAUGUCGAUAGCAAUAUUCACAAGAGUAGGCAUGCUCCUAGGUUUGUAAGAAGCAAUUGUUCUAUGCCGAAUCUCGAGUCUUUAGAAUUCAUUCUACAAGAAGCUCUUCUUGAUACAAAGGAUAUAGGAAAUAAUGCAGUGGAAAGUGAUAUCGACGCUGGAACUGAUGAAACAGUUGAAGGGAGUAGCAGAGUUGUGAAUCCUAGUCAUUUAUCUGAUAAGAUAGCGGAGAAAAUUGAAGGAGUUACCUAUGACCGAAGCGAUGAAAGUUUUCCUCAAGAAAACAUGGAAGUAAGCAUGAUGAAUACUUUUCUUAGCAAGGAGGUAACAACAUCACUUGAAACUAGCUUUCAAGACAGUACAAUCAACCAAGCACAAGGUAAAGAGUCGAAUACACGAGGAGACUCAAACACUAGUAUAACCGCGGAAGACACAAACAAGAGUCUUGAAAAUCAUUUCCUGAACUUCAAAUCGUAUUCAGAAAACGAUUCCAAUUUCAAAUAUGUGAAAGAUAUUCUUGAAUACUCCGGUUUCAUAGGAAAUGAACAGAUUCAAACGCGAUACACGGUAGACCAGCCAAUAAAACCAUCCUUAUUCGUAGCAUUAGAAGAAUCUUUGCUUCAUGAAAACGAGUAUUCUGCAGAAGAGAAUAGCAACAUGUUUGAUCACCAGCUUCUCUUUAACUUGAUUAACGAGACACUCUUUGAAAUAUAUGAAAAGUCACCAACAUACUUUCCUAGACCUUUCGCCUUCAACCAUCGGCUCAAACCAAUGCCAAAAGGAAACUAUAUUGUUAAAGAAGUAUGGGAUAAUGUUAGUUCAUAUUUGAGUUUGAGACCAGAGUUAGAUCAGACAUUAGACGAUGUUGUUGGUCGUGAUUUGAUAAAAAGAAGUGGUGGAUGGAUGAAUCUUCAACAGGAAGAGGAGUGUGUAGCACUUGAUUUUGAGGAAAUGAUCAUAGAUGAUUUAUUAGAUGAAAUCAUCUUCUCUUGA
This is a messenger RNA of Vicia faba (fava bean), 2055 nucleotides long. NCBI's taxonomy places the organism in Eukaryota, Viridiplantae, Streptophyta, Magnoliopsida, Fabales, Fabaceae. The record is from the annotation of a GenBank genome assembly.